AGAUUUUCUCUUCUCAUCGGCCCACAAAAAAUCUUAUCUUUUUUCAAAGUUUGUCGCUCCCAAUCUCUUCGUAACAGUCGCAUCAGGUCUCCCCACUCCGAAAAAGAAGGCAAAAAAAAAAAAAAAAAACAUUUACAUCCAUUAACACACCAUUGAAGCUCAAAUCCACCGGCCUCCUUCGGUUGUUACGCACAGAGAUCGCUACGUAUAAUCAGGAUCGAUCAAACUAUCUUUACAAGCCAAACGAAAAGAUGGGUUUCCUUCACAAGCUCUGGGACGAGACGCUGGCCGGCCCCGCCCCCGACACCGGCCUCGGCGAGCUCCGCAGGCACCGCUCCUUCUCGGCCACGCGGUCCUCCUCCGCCACCCACCACCACCCCGCUCCCCCUCCUGCUCCCGCCUCGCCGGCGGUCACCCGCAGCAUCACCAUCGUCAGGACCGCCCCGGCUCUCCGGAGGUCCGUCUCCCUCGACCCGGGGUCGGGCCCGAGCACCCCUGGCACUCCUUCGACGCCUGGGACUCCGGAUGGGAAACUGAAGAGAUUCACGAAGAGAAAACCGCCGACCGAGGGAUCGGACGGCGCUCAACCUAGAGGUCCUACUGAUUAUGAUUGGAUUUUGAUUAGCGCUUUGGAUCGUUAGACGGAGAAACUGACAAUAUAUCUUCUUGCUGGAUUGGCGAUUUUACCUCUCCCUGUACAUAGAGGAAUCAAUCUUUUUCGCUGAUAUCGGCUCGUAAGAAUUAUAUGUAUGCUUACAUAUAGUUAUGCUAUUAAAUAAGAUUGUUCAUAUGAAGAAUGGUCAGGUCACAGAGCAGGGACCAAGUCCUUCAUGGAGUUUCCGAGAGAGAAAGAGUAGUAGUAGUAGUAGAAGAAGAAGAAGAUGCCUUAAGUCCCAUCAAACUCUGCCUCAGCUUAACCUUCGAGAGUUUUGGGAGCUUUAGACAUUUCUUCUCCAAUUGCUUUUUCUUCCCCUUGUGUUCAUGUACAUAAUGAUAUUUGUCGUGCUUCUUCAUUUUUGGUUUUCUGAUCCUUUUGUGUAUAUAUGUGAUUAUGUGUGUAAUGGGAAGCUCCUCUUUCAAUGAAACUCAUAUUAUAUCCA
Molecule: messenger RNA, 1100 nt
Organism: Rhodamnia argentea
Lineage: Eukaryota; Viridiplantae; Streptophyta; Magnoliopsida; Myrtales; Myrtaceae
Product: dormancy-associated protein homolog 4
Exons: 3
Coding region: 252-641 (129 amino acids)
Source: RefSeq, a predicted model, not a curated record